AUGUCUGUCGCACUCGACUCUGACGACCUCGCUGUCACUAUCGAUGAGGCUGACCUUACCGCUACGACGACAUGGCGCUCACUAUCUUAUGAGUUCAGGGGCGUAUCUUCUCGCGCUACCGUCACCAUCGAUAUCGACAAUUCAUCCGACAACACCCAUGUUCGAACUCGCUCAGCGCAGCACUUGCUACGCCAGCUUCGCCCGCAUCUUACUUCACCGAUGAGUAUACAUUGGAUUGAGCUCUGCACCUCGGAGAUCAUGCGCACCACUUUUUUGCGCGCGCCGUUGAACGAGGUGGUCCUCCAUAGCCGGUGGCACCAGUCGAUGUCCCUCACCAGUAUGCGCCGAGCCGCCGUAGUCCCCACAGUGUCAUCCCGAGCUAUUCGCACCAUCAUUACUUCCAUUACCUCUGAUCUCCCUAAAUCAUUGUCCAUGCUCGGAUUUCGCAGACCUGACAACGUGAUGCGCCUUUCGGAUAUGUCAGACAGUAGAACUUAUAGUCUUUCUACUAUUCACCAGUCACACAUCGAUAUCAUGCCCACUCCAAUCCUCUUUGCAGUUUUACCUAUCGAGAACUACACAGUUGCCGAACUCGACUUCCUCUUCAAACCUGACGUCCUUCACGGGCUCCCUGCCCACGCUCGUCCUUCUGUCUCGCAUCCAAGACAUCAUAUACCGCGAUUAUCGAAACCAAUGCGGUAUACCAUCAUGGAUACGCUCUAUGCGCGAUCUGAUGGCCCUGCUGGAAGCCCUAGAACGCGCUCCGGCAAGCUUACUUGUGGUGGGCAUCGAUACAUAUUCGCCUUAUAUGCUGCUACAAUGAGUGGAUAUGCUGGUCACCCUGUAGCAGCUGGAGAUGAAAUGCUGGGGAUGGCGCAGCUCUGGAUGGGCUCGGUCGGCAAUCCUGAGAGGACCAACAGAAUUGAACGUGGACACUGGGUUUUGGAGGACGGAGAGAGCCAGAUUAUGUUCAGCCCCAUGAGCAUGAGUACGCUAGACCUUGACCAAUAG
Molecule: messenger RNA, 1011 nt
Organism: Stereum hirsutum FP-91666 SS1
Lineage: Eukaryota; Fungi; Basidiomycota; Agaricomycetes; Russulales; Stereaceae
Exons: 3
Coding region: 1-1011 (336 amino acids)
Source: RefSeq, a predicted model, not a curated record